ACCCCCUCGCCACCCCCCACCAGACGCGGGCGCGGCCUCCGCACAACAAUCACGCACAACGAGGCAAUCCCCGAUUCCAAUUCGGCGUCUCCCGCCCCGCAGAAAAGUAGUUCCAAACUCCCUGCACACUACCACCUCGCACAGACAGUGCCAAGCCCUUUCGCAGGAACGCUAGAAGCAAGUCUAGAUGCAGUGCUGGAAUUCAGCCGCAUGUAUGGUAGUAUCAGCGGCGUUUCACGCGUUGUGAGUACACUUCUGGAAGCCGUGGAUCCGCAGACGAACUGGAGCGAGGUGCUGGAUGGACUCGACUCCUCCUCCACCACCACCACCACCACCACCACAACAACAACAACAAAAUCAUCAUCAUCAUCGCUACAAGGAUUGCUGCUUUCACCCCGGUAUAUCAUAAGCGAGUUAUUCUUUCUGGUCACACGCACGCUGCUCCCCGAGCAAAUCGCCGAGAACCGCGCUGCGCUCGCCCGGCUGUACGACCGCAAGAAGCAGCUUGCAAUACGCCUGCUGCUGCGCUAUGAUAUGCUGCGCGAGCGGAAGGUCGAGGCUGGGGCGUAUCAGCAUCAUUAUCGGGAUAUGCCGCUUGCGGUGGCUUCGUUGCCGCCUCCGUUGUUACGGGAAUGUGAUGGUAUUACUGGGACUUCUGCUACGGCUACGGCGACUAUGGCUACGGCUACGGCUAUGGCACCACCGCCUAUCCCAGCGGCGUAUCCGGACAAAUAUCCGUUUCGGCGGCCGCUGAUGCCGAAUAUCAUUGCGACACUGAUUGCGGCGCCGCGCGGGGGCUUUACGACGCACGGGGUGCGCGAGCGAAUGAAGCAUCAUAUCACGGAGCUGGAUGGGUAUCUUGUUCUGGGGGACGAGCAGGUCGAGGGGUGGAGUAUAGAGAAGCUCAAGAUGAAGACGUGUGUGGCACUGCUGUAUUGGCAGUGGUUGCGGCGGAACAAUGGCGUGCUGGAAGACAUGGAGGUGUGUGGGUGGGAGGAGCUCGAGGGCAGGGCGGACGAGUGCGAGUGGUUUGCGGACGAGGUGAGGAGGGCUGCAGCGGGGAGUGGAGGGAAAAAG
Messenger RNA from Exserohilum turcica Et28A, 1077 nucleotides. RefSeq lists its product as uncharacterized. The transcript has a single exon. NCBI's taxonomy places the organism in Eukaryota, Fungi, Ascomycota, Dothideomycetes, Pleosporales, Pleosporaceae. The annotation marks the transcript as partial. The record is from RefSeq and is a predicted model, not a curated record.